AUGUACAAUUGGCGGAAUUAUCCUUUAUUCUUCAUCAUCGAGGCCUACGAUUCCAGUAUAAGAUCCCCGCACGUGCUGCUGUGCGGCCACACUUUCUGCAAGCACUGCGUGCUCAUCCUCCCUAUAGCCGUCUUCAAUAAGCUGCCAUCGCUGCAGAUCCAGCUGCCAUGGCUCGUGGAUUGUCCGCUGUGCCACUGGGUGACUCCUAGGCUCGUCGUUGAGGGGAAUCUGCAGUACCCUUUCAAGAACUUCUCCCUGCUGUGGCUUCUAGAGGCUUCCAGGCUCGCUCUCCCUCGAGGCGUCAGCUCACCCACCUCUGCUGCCAGCGCCACCGCGAGCGUACUGGGAGGGCAGGCGUUGGGGACUCGGUCCUCUGGUGGACAGACCCUCUGGUGGGUGCUGCCCCGCGUGCUGCUGGAGCAAUGGCGCCCAGGCGGAUCCCCUGCAGCAGCAGCUGGUGCUGCUGCUGCUGCCGCUGCUGCUGUGGCUGUGCAGGCGUUGCAGCAGCAUCAGCAGGAGCAGGGGCAGGCACAGCAGGAGUGGGUGGAAGGGGGACACAUCCCCCACCACUACCUGUAUCAGUUGCAACAGCAGCAGCAGCAGGAGCAACAGCAGUGGCAGUGGCAGGGGCAGGGGCAGGGGCAGAGACCAGGAGCAGGGUUCCACCAUCUGUUGUAUUCUAGCAGGCAGCAGCUGGCUCUCUGGCUGCUGCAGCGGGCGAUCCAAUGGUUCCCGUUCAUUCGCACGGGGAUCAACGGUGCAGCGUUCUACUUGGGCCGGCUGCGGCAGCUGUGCACGCGGUUACCGUUUCUGGGGGUGCUGGCGGUGGUGAGCUUUGUGAUUGUGCCCUGGUGCUCCCUCGCUCUGCUCUGCUACCUGGCGGUGUUUCUCUUUGUGGCCGUGCCUGCUGCCGUGUGCCUUGUGCUGUCCAUUUACUGGUCCGAGACGCUCCUGCGGAGACUGACCGGCAUGCCCUGA
Molecule: messenger RNA, 978 nt
Organism: Closterium sp. Naga37s-1
Lineage: Eukaryota; Viridiplantae; Streptophyta; Zygnematophyceae; Desmidiales; Closteriaceae
Source: the annotation of a GenBank genome assembly